AUGGUUGAUAUUGAUAUUGCACCAGCACUCCAAAUAGUGGAUGGUCUAGGGCUGCAUUUUUCGAACAAAAACACGACCACCAUUUCUUCCUUCCUUGCCACUACUAACAUCCCCCUCUUCUCGCACCCUUCAACUUCUACUCGUGCUUCCAAAGUCUCUCACUUUUCCUCAUUGCAUCCAUCCCUUUUCUCUAAAUCUUCUUCAUGUCCUUAUCCUCUAUGUAAGUUUCCAAGAAAACCCAAAAGAAUAGUUUCUUCAAAAUCAUCAGAAGUAGAGGAGAUAUCAUCAACAGGAGAUGAGUGGCUACAAACACUCCCUGACAAGAAAAAGCCUUUGUACUCUCAUAAUUUGCCUUGCAUUGAAGCUUGGUUGAAGGGUUUAGGGUUUUACCAAAGCAAGAAGAGCCAUGCUGUUUGGUUUGUUGAGAAACCUGAUUGGCAUGCUCAGUUAUCACUUGAUGUCACUGAUCUUUAUAUAAGGUACUUGAAGAAUAGACCAGGGAAUCUUGAAAAGGAUGUGGAGAAGAGAUUCAGUUACGCAUUGAGCAGAGAAGAUAUAGAAAACGCUACUCUUGGAGGACCAUAAAGAAAAUGAAAGUGAUCAUUUCAUCUUUUGAAUGGUGUCAUUGUUUAUUCAUGGGAAUAUCUCAUAGGACUUGCAUGGUGUUCAUUCUAUAUCCUCAUUCUGAGCAUACGCUCUCUUUUU
Messenger RNA from Populus trichocarpa (black cottonwood), 705 nucleotides. RefSeq lists its product as uncharacterized. The record is from RefSeq and is a predicted model, not a curated record. The transcript is spliced from 3 exons. The coding region runs from base 1 to 585 and encodes 194 amino acids. NCBI's taxonomy places the organism in Eukaryota, Viridiplantae, Streptophyta, Magnoliopsida, Malpighiales, Salicaceae.